This is a messenger RNA of Nylanderia fulva, 1180 nucleotides long. RefSeq names its product Vacuolar H[+] ATPase PPA1 subunit 1. Gene Ontology annotation, biological process: proton transmembrane transport. Gene Ontology annotation, molecular function: proton-transporting ATPase activity, rotational mechanism. The record is from RefSeq and is a predicted model, not a curated record. Gene Ontology annotation, cellular component: proton-transporting V-type ATPase, V0 domain. NCBI's taxonomy places the organism in Eukaryota, Metazoa, Arthropoda, Insecta, Hymenoptera, Formicidae.
AACACAACUCAUCGCCAGCAGUCGUCACAUGAUACCGAUAGGUGAGAUUUCCUUUCGGUGUCUCGGAUGCAGAAAUUAAAAGAUUUGUCGGAGAAAAUUGUCGCGCCCGUAAAUUGACGAGUGUCGACCGUAAAUUGACAGGACUUUAGAUAUAAUUUGUAAUUGAAUAAAAGUGUUACAAUGGCGAAUAUGAGAUAUAUUUUGGGUAGCACAUUUGCAGUCACCUCCUCGAUCACGAUUCUUAUUUUAGUUUUGUAUUAUGUAUUUACUGGAAAAGGAGAGCAAAUUAGUAUUGCAUGGUUCUUGUCGAAUACUUCCCCAUACAUGUGGUCUACACUAGGUAUAGGCUUGUCAGUAGCUUUGUCUGUAGUAGGUGCAGCGUUAGGUAUUCAUACGACAGGAGUAUCUAUUGUCGGUGGAGGUGUAAAAGCACCUAGGAUCAAGACAAAGAAUUUGAUUUCCGUGAUCUUUUGCGAGGCUGUAGCUAUCUAUGGCCUGAUUACUGCCAUUGUUUUGUCUGGAAUGCUUGAAAAAUUCACUUACACUGAGGCUAUGGCAAACGAAGAGCUUAAGAAUCAGAACUGGUUGGCUGGAUACUUAAUGUUUGGUGCUGGUCUCUCCGUUGGUUUGGUCAAUCUUUUCUGUGGCAUAGCAGUUGGCAUUGUAGGUUCCGGCGCAGCUCUAGCCGAUGCAGCAAAUUCCGCUCUUUUUGUGAAGAUUCUUAUAGUUGAGAUUUUUGGAUCUGCUAUUGGACUUUUCGGUUUAAUUGUCGGUAUUUAUAUGACUUCCAAAGUGAAAAUGGGUGACAAAGUAUAAAUUAUAAGAGAUCAUAACGUUUCAUUCCAUAUUUAGUCAGUGAAAGAUUAUAAUGACUGCAUCUAUAAAAUCGUUAUGAAAUGAUAAGAAAUUUCUAGAUACCAAUAUAUGAAUUACUGUGUAUCUAUAUAAUUCCAUUUGUGCAAUUUUCAUGGAGCUCUAAUUUAACAUUCAUACUAAUUUAUAAUUAUGAAUGUUGUACUUUAUUGUCUAUAUUGUUUUAAACAUGUAUUUCCAUUUCUAUUGAAACAGAAAAAUGACAGAUUAAGUAGAAAUUAUAAACAUGAAUGUUUAUCAAUAUUAGAAAACAAUAUAAUUUUUUGUUUCACAUUCUGAAUAUGUUAUAACAUUCACUUUUACAUAA